This is a messenger RNA of Papilio polytes (common Mormon), 907 nucleotides long. RefSeq names its product glutathione S-transferase 1, isoform D-like. Lineage: Eukaryota; Metazoa; Arthropoda; Insecta; Lepidoptera; Papilionidae. Gene Ontology annotation, biological process: glutathione metabolic process. The transcript is spliced from 6 exons. Gene Ontology annotation, molecular function: glutathione transferase activity. Bases 110 to 817 code for a protein of 235 amino acids. The record is from RefSeq and is a predicted model, not a curated record.
AUAUAUAAAUACAAGACAUAAAGUACAUAAGACGAAUUCGAUUGAAACCUUCAGUCCCAUUCCAACUGCGGAACAGACAUCUAUAGGAGGUAACACAGCAUCUAAUAAAAUGAGUGUCAUUGACUUCUACUACUUGCCGGGAUCGCCGCCGUGCAUCUUUGUGGAGCUAACAGGCGCCGCGCUCGGUAUCGACCACAGGUUCAGGUACCACAGUAAGGAUAUGAGAAGAAACGAAACACUGGAAGAGGAUUUCAUCAAGAUCAACCCUCAGCACACCGCGCCUGUCAUCAUCGACGAGGGCUUCACGCUGUGGGAGUCGCGCGCCAUCUGUAAGUACCUCGUGGCCAAGUACGGCAAAGAGGAGCACAAGAAUCUUUACCCCGCGGACAUCAAGACCCGCGCCGUCAUCGACCAGAGACUCGACUUCGACCUCGGCACACUGUAUGCCAGAUUCUACGAAUACUACUAUUGGCAGAUUAUUGACGGAUCUCCUUUGAGCGAGAACAGGUUUAAGAUGGUACAAGAAGCGCUCGGAUUCCUCAACAGCUUCUUAGAAGGUAAUAAGUUCGCGGUUGGCUCCAACAUGACCUUAGCUGACCUGAACCUGGCUGUCACCAUAGAGACAAUGAGGAUCACAGAUAAUUAUGUUCAGCAGUAUCCUAACAUAGUCAGAUGGUUUGAGCUCGUUAAACGCACAGCGCCAAAGUUUGAUGAGAUUUUGGGGAAAUUUGGUAAAGAUCAUAGCGAAGCGAUAGAAUACUACAAAGAGGCCACCUUUAUGGAACGUGCGGAGCAGGCACGACUAGAAAAAUCGUAAUUUUAUAAUUUCCAGACAAAAUGACUAUCGACUUUUACUACAUGACGGGCUCGCCCCCUUGCACCGUGAUAUCGAUUAUAUUAGCGGAAC